AUGGCUUCUCUUAAUGAUAUGCAGUCAUUAGCUUUGAAUAACUCUGAAAAGGAGCAUUCCAGAAAUAGCACCUCCAAUACCGACGACGACGACGACGAGAUGCCUGUAAUUACCGAUGCCAUGUAUAUUGCCGAACUCAAGGAGCGAAUUGUCGAACUCAAGGAGCGAAUUGUCGAACUCAAGGAGCAAAUCGCCAAUCUCGAGGAGCAGCAGAUCGCCCAUCUCGAGGAGCAGAGGGCCAAUCUUCAGAAACAACAUAUGUUUUUUGCAUCGAUUCCGGUUUUCAUUACAUUCUAA
Messenger RNA from Botrytis deweyae, 297 nucleotides. RefSeq lists its product as uncharacterized. The record is from RefSeq and is a predicted model, not a curated record. The coding region runs from base 1 to 297 and encodes 98 amino acids. NCBI's taxonomy places the organism in Eukaryota, Fungi, Ascomycota, Leotiomycetes, Helotiales, Sclerotiniaceae. The transcript has 2 exons.